Molecule: messenger RNA, 1473 nt
Organism: Trichophyton verrucosum HKI 0517
Lineage: Eukaryota; Fungi; Ascomycota; Eurotiomycetes; Onygenales; Arthrodermataceae
Product: MFS transporter, putative
Exons: 1
Coding region: 1-1473 (490 amino acids)
Biological process (GO): transmembrane transport
Cellular component (GO): fungal-type vacuole membrane
Molecular function (GO): transmembrane transporter activity
Source: RefSeq, a predicted model, not a curated record
AUGUUAUCCUUUAAGCUUAUACAAUGGCUGUAUAGAGAGUUCGGCCUUGACUCCGUCUACCAGACGGGGCCCGAUACCUGGUUCGUGAUGCUGGCGAGAACAUGCCGGAUGUUUGCAUUUGGGGCUAUCUCUCUGAUCCUUGCCCUAUUUAUGUCGUCUCUACAUUUCUCGGACCUUUGGAUUGGCUUCUUUAUGACGAUGACGUUGGUCGGGGACGUUAUCCUCUCUCUUCUUGCAGCCCUGGUGGCUGACCGUGUUGGGCGUCGGCGGAUCCUCUUGCUUGGGGGUGCUUUAAUGGCACUGUCCGGCACAGUGUUCGUGUUCUUCGAGAAUUACUGGAUCCUGCUUAUGGGUGCUGUGGUUGGUGUCAUCAGUGCUACUGGCGGUGAUUUUGGCCCUUUUCGCUCUGUUGAAGAGUCUACGAUAUCCCAUCUCACGACGCCAGCUACGCGAACUGAUGUGCUGUCCUGGUAUGUUACGACUUCAACGCUGGGUUCUGCCUUGGGGAACGAAGCUGCCGGUCAUAUAGCCAGUUUUUUGAAAAGACUUCAAGGCUCAAAGCGGGAUAUCACGAAUGUGUAUCAUGCUAUGUUUUGGAUAUAUGUUGCAAUGGGUGUACUCUCCAUGAUACUUGCAUGUCUGAUGAGUAGGAAGUGCGAAUCUACCGAAGUGCAAGUGAAACCAGAUACCGAAAGGCCUCGGGAGACUGAACCGCUACUUAAUCCUGGAACAGCAGGAGAGGAUACCCAUGAGCAAAACGACAGUGACCCUAUUCAAACACCUUCCGCGAACCUCCAGCAACCAUCAAGACCACAAUCUUGGUUGGGUAGGCUAUGGCUCAAAAGCAAGAUUGCGGAGAUAUCACAGGAGUCUCUCUCUGUGGUUAUCAAACUCUGGAUACUUCUCACAAUUGACUCGCUGGCUGAUGGAAUGGUGUCCUAUGCACUCACAAACUACUAUCUCGUGCGUAAAUUCAACCUCACUGAGUCGUAUCUAGGAGACAUUAUGUCAAUCUGUUUCCUGCUCAUGGUCAUAUCUACCGCCUUUGCUGGACCUCUUGCGCGACGUCUAGGGCUUAUUAAUACCAUGGUCUUCACCCAUCUUCCGUCUUCUCUCGCCGUUCUGCUACUCCCGGUACCCCAGAACGUGGGCCUGACCAUUGCUUUAUUAUUCAUACGCACUGGGCUGAAUAGUAUGGAUCAGGGACCAAGAGCCGCGUUCAUUGCGGCCGUGGUAAAGUCAGGAGAACGCACAGCGGUUAUGGGUAUCACGGCUAUGCUUAGGACGUUGGGCUCUACUAUAGGACCUAGUCUUACUGGCUUUCUCGCUGACACGGACAAGUUCUGGAUAGCAUUUGUUGUUGCCGGGGCCUUACGCGUUGCCUACGAUUUGGGGCUCUUCUACUUAUUUGUUGAUCUGAAAAUCAAUGCUCCUGAGCAGGCAAAGGACCCAGCGACAAAUGAUCAAAUAUGA